Messenger RNA from Penicillium lagena, 1575 nucleotides. RefSeq lists its product as uncharacterized. The transcript has 6 exons. Gene Ontology annotation, molecular function: allantoate transmembrane transporter activity; dipeptide transmembrane transporter activity. Gene Ontology annotation, biological process: transmembrane transport; dipeptide transport; tripeptide transport. The coding region runs from base 1 to 1575 and encodes 524 amino acids. Gene Ontology annotation, cellular component: plasma membrane. NCBI's taxonomy places the organism in Eukaryota, Fungi, Ascomycota, Eurotiomycetes, Eurotiales, Aspergillaceae. The record is from RefSeq and is a predicted model, not a curated record.
AUGACCGCUGCGCAAUCUGAGAAGACCACUGUCCCACCAAUGGGCAUUCAGCCUGUUGCCGGUGAAUAUUUCAUAAGCCCAGAGGAAGAUCGAAAAGUGCUGUGGAAGAUCGACCGGGUUGUUAUGCCUGCCAUGAUGGUUGUCUUGUUCUUUCAGUACCUGGAUAAACAGGCGAUCAACUAUGCGACCGUGUUCGAUAUGAAUAAAGACCUGCAUCUCUCCGGAUCGGGCUUUUCUUGGGUAAUCACAAUAUUCUAUUUCGGACAGAUGAUCGGAACUUUUCUCUCUGUCUAUACUAUCAGUCGUUUCCAUACAGUGAAAGUAGUCGGCAUCACUAUGUACGUACGCUCUUCCUUUGGCCCAUUCUCUUUCCGUUCCUUAUAUUGCUCUUACAUUGGAUCGAAGUUUAGUUUCUUCUGGGGUCUCUGCGAAAUGUGCUUUGCUGCAACCAAGAACUUUGCCGGAAUCGCAACUGCCAGAUUCUUCCUAGGCUUUUGCGAAGGCGCCGUAUCUCCGGGAUUUAUUACUAUUACCAGUAACUGGUACAAGAGGACAGAGCAUCCUAUAAGGAUUGCUUGGUGGACUACAUCCGGUGGGCUUGCCACCAUAUGCGGCGCCAUCCUGAUGUAUCUUGUCGGUGGCGCCCACAGCAUGGCCAUCGCACAGUGGAGGGUGAUGUUUCUCAUAUGCGGCGGUGCCACCCUUGUCAUGGGCGUGCUUUUCUUCUUCACCAUGCCACUCGAUACCACCGUGGCAUGGUUCCUAAACAACGACGAACGGAGAAUCGCAACUGAGCGACUGGCACUAGACCGUGUCACUCGUGACAGAUUAGAGUUUAGCAGUGCUCAACUGGUUGAAGCACUACGUGACCCACUCGCAUGGCUCUAUUUCUUGUUUGCUUUCUUUAUCUGUCUUCCUUCGCCCAUUCUAAAGUUCUCGUCUCUUGUCAUCGACGGCUUUGGAUUUACCAACUUUCAAACCAUGCUCGUUGGUCUUCCCUCGGGGGCCCUUCAGAUUAUCGCAGUCUGGAUGUCCGCUCUUGGGAUGCGAUGGACUAAGGACAUGCGUUCAUGGUGGGGAUUCCUCAUGACCUUGGUACCGCUUGUUGGCAGUAUCACUAUGCUUUCCCUCCCCAAAUCAGACAAAUGGGGCAUUGUCGUUUCUACGUGGUUGGCAGCGUGUACGAGUUCUCUCAUGAUGAUCAGCUCGAGUAUGAUCGCCUCGAAUAUCCAAGGAAAUACGAAAAAGUCCGCUAUCAGCAAUAUGUUUUUCAUCGGAUACACUAUUGGAUGCAUCGCAGGCCCUCAGCUAUGGACUGCACAGGAUGCGCCAAGAUACACCAAAGGAUGCAUCGCUAGCAUCAUCAGUUGGGGCCUGCUACUGAUGGCUUAUUCAAUCCACUAUUUCUAUCUGAAGAGGGAGAACAAGAGACGGGCGACGCUUGUGAUGGAAAUGAAUGCCGCUGAAUCAACCGCGAAUGAAGAAGAGAUCAGCAAGGCUGAUAACCACAUUGGCAUAGAGAUCGAUUCAGAUCUCACGGAUAGACAGGAUCUGCGCUUUGUCUAUCGCCUUUGA